Messenger RNA from Lathyrus sativus (Indian pea), 546 nucleotides. The record is from the annotation of a GenBank genome assembly. Lineage: Eukaryota; Viridiplantae; Streptophyta; Magnoliopsida; Fabales; Fabaceae.
AUGGGGGCAGUGAUGUCGAGAUUCUGGUUCAUGUUAUUCCCUGCUAAAGAGUAUAAGAUUGUUGUUGUUGGGUUGGAUAACGCUGGUAAAACUACAACCCUUUAUAAAUUGCAUCUUGGUGAGGUUGUUACUACCAACCCUACUGUUGGCAGCAACGUCGAAGAGCUCGUUUACAAGAACAUACGAUUCGAGGUAUGGGAUCUUGGCGGACAAGAAAGACUCCGGACAUCAUGGGCAACGUAUUACCGAGGAACUCAUGCCGUAAUUGCAGUGAUAGACAGCAGUGAUAGAGCCAGAAUCUCUAUAAUGAAGGAUGAACUCUUUAGGCUGCUGAGUCAUGAAGAUUUGCAGCAUUCUGUCAUCCUUGUCUUUGCUAAUAAACAAGAUAUCAAAGAUGCUAUGACUCCUGCUGAGAUUACUGAUGCACUUUCUCUUCACAGCAUCAAGGAUCAUGAUUGGCAUAUACAAGCUUGCAGCGCCCUCUCAGGAGAAGGCCUUUAUGAUGGUCUGGGUUGGAUUGCCCAGCGAGUAACUGGCAAAGCAUGA